AGUCGUGUAUUCUAUAAGAGUCACUAUCCCAAACUUGAUGAGCUGAAUGCACUGAUACCUACUCAGGCCAUAAUUCAGAUGAGAAAAGUUUGAUUUACUUUUUUCUGCUCCUGCCAACAAGAUGAGACUCAACCUAAUUCUUCUCUGCUUGACCGCGUGGGUGACCUCGGUCCUCUCAACUCAGAGGCCUGGUGUAAACUGUUGUCCUGGCUUGUCCAACACCAAAGUGCGACUUCAGAACAUUGUGAACUACACCAUUCAGUCUGUGGGCGUCUGUCCCAUUAAAGCCGUUUUGUUUUACACUCGCAGUGGAAAACGCAUUUGUGCAGACCCCGACAGAUGUUGGACACAGGAAGCUAUGUUAAAAGUGGAUGGAGGAGUUUCGCUGCAGCGUCGACAGCAUAACAACAAUUUAGCAGGCGGCUGUGUGACAGCGCCACCACGCGUCAAGUCAAAAAAGGCACAAAGGAGGAGAGUUCGCAAAUUAAGAAGGCUGAAAGUGCAGGAAAUGCUUGCCAGAAGAAGAAAAAGGCAAUAAUCCAAUGUCCUGUAACAUCACUUUAA
Molecule: messenger RNA, 564 nt
Organism: Dunckerocampus dactyliophorus (ringed pipefish)
Lineage: Eukaryota; Metazoa; Chordata; Actinopteri; Syngnathiformes; Syngnathidae
Product: eotaxin-like
Exons: 3
Coding region: 122-538 (138 amino acids)
Biological process (GO): cellular response to type II interferon; neutrophil chemotaxis; positive regulation of ERK1 and ERK2 cascade
Cellular component (GO): extracellular region
Molecular function (GO): chemokine activity; CCR chemokine receptor binding
Source: RefSeq, a predicted model, not a curated record